Eruca vesicaria subsp. sativa (arugula) is the source of this 1231-nucleotide messenger RNA. The record is from the annotation of a GenBank genome assembly. Lineage: Eukaryota; Viridiplantae; Streptophyta; Magnoliopsida; Brassicales; Brassicaceae.
UUGCUUCUGAUCAAACGACCUGUAAUUUUACAUCCCUACCUGUAAAGUUUAAACCUUUCUGCCUCUCUCGAAGAACCCUAAAUUCAAAAAUGGUGUUGAUCGAGUCAAAUGAGAACGAGGAAGAGACCCUCACCAAAUCCGAACAAAACCCAUCAUCUUCAUCAUCCUCUCCACAAAUGUCUGCGACGGAGACGAAACCACUCGACGACGGAGAUGAUUCCGACGGAUUCGAAACCGCCAGCGAACGAGAAGUUAGCGAUGAAGAAGAAGACGAUAAUAGGAAAAUCGACGACGUAACGACGGAUCAGUCUGAUGAACCUGAGAAGAAGGAAGCUCAGGUUGAGCUAGAAGCCCUUAACGGAUCAAAUCAGGAGGAAGCUAUGGUGGAAGCUAAUGAAGCUAAAGUGGAAGGGAACAGUUUGUUUGUUAAUGGGCUUUACGACGAGGCGUUGUCAAAGUAUUUGUUAGCUUUAGAGCUUGUUCAGGAGUUUCCUGAAUGUAUAGAGCUUAGAGCUAUAUGUUAUUUGAAUAGAGGAGUGUGUUUCCUCAAACUGGGUAAGUACGAAGAGACGAUCAAGGAAUGUACAAAAGCGUUAGAGCUGAAUCCUACUUACACUAAGGCCUUGGUUCGUAGGGCAGAAGCACAUGAGAAGCUUGAACACUUUGAAGAAGCUGUUGGAGACUUGAAGAAGAUUUUAGAACUUGAUCCUUCAAAUGAUCAAGCUAGGAAAGUUGUUAGACGUCUUGAACCUCUUGCUGCAGAGAAGAGAGAAAAGAUGAAAGAAGAGGCUAUAACUAAGCUGAAGGAGAUGGGAAACUCGAUCUUAGGUCGCUUUGGGAUGAGUGUGGACAACUUCAAGGCUGUUAAAGAUCCAAACACUGGCUCCUACUCUCUUUCCUUCCAAAACUAGUUACUAUAUCACUUUGGUCUUAAUCUUUUGUUUUCUACCACUUGAUUUUUUAGCAAGAAUCUAGUUUAUAUUGCAAUGUGUUACGUUCUUGAUGCAUUGGUACUAGAAUGAUGUGCAAUCUUUUUGGGAUUUUAGUAUAGCUGUAAAUUCAAAAUUCAAUGUUACAACUUACAACAAUGGAUAAAUCCUCACAUGAUACAGAAAAAUACAGAGGAACUACAAGUUCUGUGUGUUACAGAUUGUGUGUUGUGGCAUGCUGCUCCAAGUACUCUUUACUGUUCAUUUCUGUUAAUCUGCACAUAAUAAACAAGUUCACUUGA